AUGAAGGAUGACCGCAUCGCUGUAACCACGAAGAGAGGCUUGGAUGGGUUUGUGGUUCCCCCUCCGCACCCCAAAGUGAUGUGCAGAAAUGAGGCUCAAAGUCAGGAAAUGGAUAGAUAUAAGACAUCAUUGGGGAUGAGGAAACGAUUGCGACUUUACCAAACAGCUCUGAAAGAGUUGAGUAGUAGCUCCGGACAUCAUGACCCCCAGCUCAUUGCUGCCUCCAACUCCUUGGUGUUCCCUGGCCUUCACAAACAGCCUCCUGAGGCCUCCGCCAGUGGCACUUUGAAUGGACUCCUGCGACUGGGGCUCCCCAGAGAAAUGAACACGCGCCCUGAAGCCUUCUCGCCAGGACCAGUGGCCCACAGCAACGCCCUAGCAGCUACAGGGGCCCUGCAUGGCUAUGGGAGCAUGAACCUGACCGUGAACCUCGCUCUGCCCCAGGGUCCCGGUGCCUUCUUCCGUUACAUGCGCCAGCCCAUCAAACAGGAGCUCAUCUGCAAGUGGCUGGCGGUCGAUGGCUCCGAGCUCCCGCAACUCUGCUCCAAAACUUUCAGCACAAUGCACGAGCUGGUCACGCAUGUCACUGUGGAGCACGUCGGCGGCCCAGAACAGGCCAACCACAUCUGCUUCUGGGAAGAGUGUCUGCGCCGGGGCAAGCCCUUUAAAGCCAAAUACAAACUUGUAAAUCACAUCCGCGUUCAUACAGGCGAGAAACCCUUCCCCUGUCCUUUCUCGGGGUGUGGGAAGGUCUUUGCUAGAUCAGAAAAUCUCAAAAUACACAAAAGAACUCACACAGGGGAGAAGCCCUUCAGGUGCGAGUUCGAGGGCUGCGAGCGACGCUUCGCCAACAGCAGCGACCGCAAGAAGCACUCGCACGUGCACACGAGCGACAAGCCAUACACGUGCAAAGUACGCGGCUGCGACAAGUGCUACACACACCCCAGCUCGUUGCGUAAGCACAUGAAGGUGCACGGGCGCUCACCGCAGCCUCUUAGCUCUGGCUACGUCUCUGCCACGCAGUCUGCCGUUGUGUCGCUUUCGCUUUCAUCGAACUUCGGCCGCGAGCCCCUGGUGGCCUCCUCGGCGGCAGUAGUGGCGCGUGGCGUCGAAUUGAGAGAAUGAUGUCCACCGCGUUGCUCCUAAGGUAAUCUCGUCCGGCGCAGCUGAGAGCCCACAUCUUGCGCCUGUGACAUCAAAGGGCCCGCACACAAAGCAAUGUUUCUUCGCCACGGUGCAUCUUCAUGGUAAGUUAGGAUUUCUAUGGCAAUGGGCAAGUCGCACUGAAAUCCUGAAAGGCCAAGCCUGGAGCCCAUCCAGGCUUUUCAUUAAGGACAUAAUAUUUACGUCUAACAGGCCUUUCCCCCUGUGUAUACAAGUAUAUAUUUUUGUUUGACGCAGACUAAAUCAUUUUCAUUUAAUUUCCGGUAAACAAAACCCACACGAAUGGGCACUUGUUCUCGAUCAUAAUAAAAAUGGAUAAUAAUGGGAGAGAAGAAAAAGGCCGUUUGAAUUGCCGCUCAGCCCUCUUUGUUUCUGCUUUCUGCGGUGAUCAGAGGGCGAGUUUCUAAAGGCGAGGAAAUGGUUUUUAAGAGGGGAAAGAAAAGGAGAAGGGUCUAAUCAAGCUCGGGUUGUUCAAAGAGUUGAGUUUUGGGGUUGAAAGUGUGAGUUUGACGGUGCAUCAGCACGCCAAGUUGGUCUCGCCAUGGAAAUGCGCUCAGGGAGCGGCCCCUUCAAAGGCAGCACACACUUCAUUGCAGAUGCUCUAUGAAGAUACAUUUGCACUGACCUUUGCUUUUACGCCAUUUGAUACUGUCACUACGUUCUCCAAUAUAUACUUCCCCCUUAGGACCUGCCUUGCUGACGUUUUAGGUGCUCACUCUGCACUCUAACAUAGGUGGGUGCUUUGGUGCCAGGGUUGCUUUCAGGAAAAGGAAGAACCUGACUCAGCACACAGAAUCCGCACAUCUUGGCUGUCCCUCAAAGAGGCUCCAAGGUCAGGAGUAAAUAACAUUAGGGCAACCUCACAAGCUUAACUAGUAAGCAUGUCAAGCUAGAUUCUGUGCAAUGCACCUCUCUGCAUCUUGAGCAAGGUGGAGACCUGAAUUUGAGUGAGACUUGCAGGGCAGGGGAGCCACCCUGGAUGAGUCUGAGAAGUUCAGACUGUGGUUUUCAGUCAUUUCCACUCUGGCCCCAGCCCAGCCCAUUCUGACCCUCUAUCCCAGAAGUCUCUUGCAGCUCCCCAAACUUACUUCUCCCUAGAGUGCUGUGUAUGGUAUCUCUCAGGCCUGGGCUGGCCCUGGGCAUGAGCUUAAGAGUGCAAGGCCAAGGAGAUAGGGAAGAUGGCAAGAAAGCUAGAAGUCCAUGUUCCCUUAAUUGUCAUGUUGUUUAUUUUAUCCAAGUACCCUAGAGAAUAGGGGAAAAAUAAACAUGGUGGAAAAAAAAUCAAACAGUGGAGUCUUCUUUAGUGUCAGUCCUUGUGGUUGAAUAAAAAGGAUGGUCCACUUUCUAUUGAGCUGAGAAAUCUUUGAAGUGAGAGUUAUUAUCUGAGACAUUCUUGCUUGUCGUCCUAACAACGCUGAUGAAAUGUAAAAGGUUCUUUGUCAGCGAUUUGUUCUCCUCUCUGUCAAACUCUCUCUGCCCUGUUCGUUUCAAAGCGUUUCUAAAGAGAUAAAAAUCAAACUUCAUUAAAAAAGAAAAGACAUACAAACUAACUGGUAACUUUAGGGCUAAGUCCUGCUUACGGGAAAACAAAAGUAAUGCAGAGACAUCAGGUCCAAGGCCUGUGGAGGUAUGCAGAUGUUGAGGGGCCCUUUGCACAGGUUCUGACACAGGCAUGUAGGCUUCUCCAAGCUCUGGCAUGCACGCAAUCAGUCCAAGUCGGGUCACUCGAGCCUCCUCUGGGGACCCCUCAAGAUCCCAAUAUUCUUGCCUGGGAUCGUAAGGUUGCAGCCAAGGUAUGGUUAAUAUUUCCUGUUCCUCCAAAGACAAUCUCUGAAAAAAAAAAUAGACCCAUUGUGUGUUUCUUCUCAUUAGCAGCAAUCAGCAAGUCUUGUCUGCCAUUAAUAGGAGAGUGGCUUGAGGGAGAGAGACAUUUUUAUAAUUUCAUGUUUUCUUCAGAAUCUUGGCAAUUGGAGUUCAGAAGAUUCAGUUUACAAGAUAGUGACCCCAGAGUGCAUGCAACACCCCCUCCCAUCCACAUAUGCAGUUCUUCAUGUUAUACUGUGCCCAGGAAAAAACUUUCACCAUGUCCAGCUUUCCCCAAAUCUCCUUCAUGUGGUUUUAAAGGUGGUUUAAACAAGCAAGAUGUCCCAGCCUCUCCACUCUGUAUGUGCUGACUAAAUUAUUUGUAAAGUAGUUUUCCCCCCGAGCUGUAACCCAUGCUGUUAUUAUAGUUGCAACAAAAUUUUGUCUCUUGUAUUGAUUUUUAGUUGCUUACUCAAGAUCCCCAUAUGUUUAUUUAUAUUGCUAAUUUAUGGGAAAAUGUAAUGAUUACAGUAAAUGUUAAUUAUACAGACAGGCAAAUGUUUUGUAAUCAUAAUUCACACACACACAAAUCUGACUGAAACCCUAGACUGUUUAGUACCCUCUUUACCCACACUGUUUGUGAUUUAUCAUCUGUCCCCUUCCUAAAUUAUGAACUAACUUGAAAAGUUGUUAUAUAGUACUUGAUUGAAAGUGAUUGUUAAAUGAAAACACAGUUGAAAAAGGUGGCUUAAUCUUGCUGUAAAUAUGUAAAACUGAAUUAAAAUCUGUGAAUGUUUUCCCUUCAAAUACCUUUGUGUACAUGGAGCUUCAUUUGACUAUUUUCUUUGGAAAUAAAGGAUGUGAUGUUUUCCUUCCUCUUUUGAA
This is a messenger RNA of Myotis daubentonii (Daubenton's bat), 3852 nucleotides long. RefSeq names its product Zic family zinc finger 4 (gene ZIC4). Gene Ontology annotation, cellular component: nucleus. The record is from RefSeq and is a predicted model, not a curated record. Gene Ontology annotation, biological process: regulation of transcription by RNA polymerase II. Lineage: Eukaryota; Metazoa; Chordata; Mammalia; Chiroptera; Vespertilionidae. Gene Ontology annotation, molecular function: RNA polymerase II cis-regulatory region sequence-specific DNA binding; DNA-binding transcription factor activity, RNA polymerase II-specific.